AUGACGGUCGAAAUGACGACGGCUCACUUUGAUGACACUCUGGAAACAGUUCUGUCGGCGUCAUUCUGUGGCAUUGUGUUCUGCGCCAUGUGGCUUAUUUUUAUCCUUGUGGAUAUUGAAGCCAGCAAGGUUUCCUUUUUCACAGUUGACGUCAGUGGCAAAGACAUGGAUUUGCAGCUCGAUGUGACCACGGACGAUGCCAAUAGCGGCAAUAACAACGACAACAACAACAACAAUGGAACAGAAGCGGAAUCAGAACCACAAUCAAAAAGUGAACCAGAAAUCAAAGCUAGACGUGGACGACGCGUCUCGUGUCAGUUCAAGCUGAUGCAAGCUGGAUCCGUGCUGUUGUUCAUCCUGUUGACAUACUUGUUGUUGGUCGCUUCGAACGCCUCGUGGUGGCUGUCAGCAGUGGGCGGUUUGGCAGUGUUUGGAAUGUUUUUGCGUUUCCAAAUUGGUGAUGAGAUCAGACUACAAAGAUGGGAUCGAUUGACGCUGAUGAUGAGCCUGUUAUUGUUGAUUGCUGCAUUUCUGAAUCAUGCCACAUAUGCCUGGAAAGCCUUGGCACAAGGAGAAAUCUACAUGGGACCUGCCCGUAUUUUAGACUAUGAUAUGGGAGCGUUCAACAAUACGAUUAACGGUACCACCACUACUCGUACUAACUUGGUGGUUCAAUGGGGAAGUGACUGGGGAUGCCCAUUCUCUGGUGGAAAAAUUUGUGAAGCAGAUGUAGAAGGAGUCAUGUGCGCUGUCAAGCCGGGUUCCAAUCGCCGCCGCAGACAAACUCGUACCCUUGUGAACAAUCAAGCGGGGGUUACACAUUCUAGUGGUGGCAAUGGACCUGGGAACAAUCAUCAUCAGCAGCAGCAGAACGGUGCAGGACACAAUGGAAACGCGGUACCCCAAGGAAAUGGCACUCAUGCUGGAUGGGGAAAGAACAACUCCACCACCACCACCAACAACAACAACAAUAAUGAAGAGUUGAAGCUUGAGAACGAAAAUCAAGAUUUGGAGAAGGAGAAUGAAGAGCUAAAGGAGGAGAUCGAGGCGCUGAAGGAAAAAGAAGACGAACAGGUUGAUGAAAUGAUCGAUGGCGAAACGGCCGUUGAAGAAGAGAUGCUUGGAGAGCAACUGGAAGAGGAUGUAGAUAUUAUCAACACCAAUGAGGAGAAAGAAGAAGCUCUAGCAGACGAGGAUGAAAUGGAAGAAACAAUGGACAAGGAUGAGAUUAAGGAUGAGUUGAAAAACACGAAUGAUGACAGUGUCAAGGACGAAUUGGAAAAAGAUAUUGACCUCCUUGACGAAGAGACAGCUGAAACGGAGAAGGACCUUGACGAAGUUUUGGAUGAAGACGCGGAUCUGGCCGACGAGUACGAAGAGUUUGCCGACGAAGAGUAUGAUGAAGCGGUUGACGAGUUUGAUGCUGAAAUUGACGAAAUGUUCGAUGAGGAAGACUCCAACACGGACUUGGAUGAAAUCGAAGCUGAACUCGACGAAACUGAAGAACAACUAGAUGAGGACGAAGGCAGCAGUAGCGGUGGGUCUAACCAGAACCAGCAUUCAGAAGCAACUGACGAUUGGACUUGGGAUGAUAUGUCUUUUGAAUAUGACGAUGACAUGUUUGAAAACGAAUAUUGGAACUACGACUGGGACUCUGCUUGGGGAGAAUAUGGUUGCGGUGAUCUCUUUGAAACUGAAGUUUCAGGACAGGUACACGAUCCAUCGAUCCCAGCUGGUAAAGAUGACGAUUGGCCAUUCAUCAAUAUUUACGGCAGUUGUAAAUAUUGUGAUGCUUACGUCUUGGAUUACUUUGCAGAAGAGGCAUUUGAAAGACUGGAUGAAUACGUGCUCAGAGGGGUUGUCUUCAUGGGUCUUGCAUUCACAGGUAUCCUGAUAUCAUUUGUAGGCUUCGUCAAGUACAAGCUGGCUCCACCAGCAGAGAACCAAAUCGAACUGCUGGGAAGCGAGGCUGGGGUUAUUGCUUAG
This is a messenger RNA of Cylindrotheca closterium, 1986 nucleotides long. The record is from the annotation of a GenBank genome assembly. Lineage: Eukaryota; Bacillariophyta; Bacillariophyceae; Bacillariales; Bacillariaceae.